GGCAGGAAACAAUGCGUUCCCUGCGCAGUUUACAGCUGCUCGGUCUGCUGUGCCUGGCGUUGGGUAAUAUCAGCCAUGUCGCGGCCUAUCCCAAGACCAAAAGCAACACCAACACUCCAACAACAACAACAACAACAACGGCACAUCAGUCGAAGCAGCCUAUCUACACCUAUCUGACCACAUCAAGUAUGUCCAGCCACGGGAAUGAUGCUGCCAUGCAACCAGCUAUUGUGUACGAGGCAACUAUGCCCAAGCAGCAGCAGCAGGAGGGGGAGAAGGGGCAUGCCACAACAUCCGCAACAGCAACGACGUCGCCGGUGGAGGCAUCAAAGAAAGUCAUCGGUUCCAGCGUGGUUUCCUCGGUGUCCGUUGUGCUUGACGGGAAUGAGCCGCAGUUUACGGAUGCAUUGGGUCAUAAGGUGCCGAAGCCGCAGCCCUCGUUGCAGGUGGCGAGUCCCAUAGAUCUGCUCAAUCCCGAUCGCUAUGAGUUCUACACAUUUGAUGAGCAUGGUGAGCUGGUCAAGCGUCUGAUGACCAUGCAGGAGAUCCAAAGCAUUGUGGCGAACGGCGAUGGUGAAGGACCCUCCAUUAUACACACGCCGCCACAGACAGAGCAGGAGCCGGAGAAGAAUGUGCAGGAUAUUGUGAAUAGAGUGCAGAAUGUCCUCAACAAGGAGGUGGCCAGCAGCUCCUCGAAGAACAGCUCGGCGGAGCUGCUGCUGCCAGUGUUGGAUACUCCCGAUGUGUCCUCCUCCUGGUCACUCAUCCUCCCAGCCAUCUUUGGCAACACGGGUGGCGACAUCUUCCCGCAGCAGAAACCCCAGCAGAUCGUGAUGACACCCGAAUCCGAGCUAUUGGAUACAUCGACGAGGGCAGCGCCAAUCACACAGCGGGUUACCAAGAAACCGAAGCCGUCCAAGCGCAAGCCGGGCAACAAACGCAAGCCCAGCACCACAACGACCACCACUGAGAUGACACCGCAGGUGGUGCAGGAGGAACUGGAUCCCAUGGAGUCUGUUUACGCGGGCAUUGAGCAAUAUCAACAGGCAGCGGCCAAUAUGCAUGACUUUGAUGUGGUGCACAUGCAGCCCAUUUACCAGAAGCGACCCAGCACCACCGCCAGACCCGAGACAACAACCACCACCCGACGUGUGUUCUACAACAACCAGGAGAUCAUCCACACACCCACAUCAUCCACAAGUGCUGGCAGCUAUUCAAGCACCACGGAGAAGAUCGUGCACAAUCAUCAGCUGGCCAAGAAACCCGCCAAUGUGCAGCGGAAACCCACGCAACCACAUCGUGUGAAGAAACCCAAUGGCGGCACUAGCAGCAGCACCACCAGCACCACUCAUUCCACGGGCAGCAAGCAAAAGCUAAAGAAGAAGACAACUACUACCACUAGCACCACCACAACCACUACUACACCCGCAACCACCACUACAACUGCAGCAACAUCGCCUGCGGAGGAAGCACCACCCGCCACUGAGGCAGUCACUAGCACCACCCAAGCAACUGUGUCAACCACACCCAAAAAGAAGAAGCGCAAGCCAACGCGCACGCCUGGACACGCGACUAGCACCACCAGCGGUGGCAACAAGCCCGGCAAACCGAAGCGCAAGCCAACCACUAAGCCCAAACCACCAACAGAAGCCAUCGACACCGCAACUGCAGCCUCUGCACCACAGUAUCAGGAGGUAAGCACGCUGAAACCACCGCGCCCACAUCGACCACACAAGAAGCCCAAGCCUACAACAACCACGAGCACAACGACAACAACAACCACAACAACAACAACAACCACACCAGAGCCAACAACGACAACAACAACCACUGCUGUGCCUGAGACUGCAACUGAGCCUGCACCACAGCAGCUACCAACAGAAGCUCCAGCAGCUGAGCCACAACCUGAACCGCAGUCAACCACAACAACAACCACAGCUGUGCCAACCACAACAACAACCACAGCUGAGCCUACAACAACCACCACGAGCAGACGUCCACCCGCAUUGCAUCAUCAGAAGUUGCAUGGAAAACCUGCACAUGCGAGCACCACCAAGCGACCCAGCACCCAGCCGCACCACCAGAAGAUCCACCAGAAGCCUGUGCAUAGUUCGCUAGCCAGUGAGUCCACCAAGUCACCUAAUCAACAGCCCAUACACUCCUAUGGCUAUGUGAAUGCGCUGCCAACGAAGAGCACAACCACAACCACAACAACUACAACUAGCACCACACAUGCACCCAUGUAUCCAGUGCCCAGCUACGAUGCCGAAGCCACUGAGCAGCUGCCCACAAUUGUGGCUCAAGGGGAACAGCUGAAGAAGACACCAUUGCCGUUGCCAUCGUUGGCAUUGAUGCAACAGCAGCUGCAACAAAGUUCGCCAUCGCCUGCACCACAAUUGUCGCCGGAUCAGAUACUCUCGAUGGAUCAGAUUGUGCAGAGCCUGACACAGGAUCUGCUGGGCAGCGACAAAAAGGAGGAGCGACCAGUGCAAGCACCUGUUAAAUACGACAGUGCGGAGAAUAAUGAACAGAUGGCAUUGUUGGCCAACAAGAAGAAGACACCACUGAGCAGCACAACAACAACAACAACAACCACUCCCAAGACAAGCACAACGCUAAUAAAUACACCUAGACCCUUGACCGCCAACUACGGAGGUAGUACGUUGGCCACCAUGCUGGAUGAGGAGGAUGCAAGCACAAGUCUGGAGCCAGUUGAGUCCAGCGAGCAGACGACGCACAGCAGCAGUGAACUGGAGCCGGAGCAGGAGACAACGGUGGUGUUGAUAACCGCAAGGCCGCAAUACUUUGCCUCGACCAGUGCACCGCAAGCCGUGAAGCCGGAGCUGCCCCACGAAGAGCCGGAGACCACAGAGUUGCCAUACCACACGCAAUUCCAGCUGACCACACCAAUGGCAACGCUGGACGAUGGCGAAAGUGAAACGGAGACGGAAAAGGAAAAGGAAGCCACCACAAGCCAACCGACUGAGGAAGCUAAUCAUGUGGAGUCAACCACCAGUGGUUACCAACAGCAGGAGGUUAGCGCUGAGGCAACCACCGAACUCGUGGCACGUCUGCCCGUUACGGAGAGCACCACAGCCGCCGCUGAUGAGGACGACGACGACAGCACUGAGGUAACGCCCAUGAUUGCCAACCUGGUGCAACAGCUCAAUCUGGAGGUGCUAAAGCCAACGGAUCAAAUCUCAAUGGCCAAUUUCCAGACACAGGCGGCAACAGUGGCCUCCACGCUGGUCGAUGGCAGCAACACUCUCGUCUCCGACAUUCACAUGAACUCCAAUGAGACAAAAGAUGAACUCGAGUUCCUCAUGUCCGAUGUGAUACAACAAAUUACCCAGGAUGAGCAAUACAAGCCAUCUCAACACAAUGAUGAUGAUGAUUCACAUCGUUUGACCAACUAUGCCCAGUUGAACACCUCAUUUCUGCUGCAACCAGCGAAGCCAGCGCAGGAGCUGAAGAAAAAGACGACGACGACGACGACGACAACGACGACGACGGAAUCUUUGCCUGCACAGGAAACCACAACCAUAAUACCCAGUAAUGAGGAACUCAUUAAACAGGAAGCCGCCUACCUCAGUCAGGUGGAGAGCAGCACAUACAGGGUGCCGGUGUUAUCGCUAUCGGAAAUCUAUGCACAGCAACAGCAGAACGAGGAUGCUGAGCAGCAGCAAUUCGAGCUGGACAGACUAGAUCAGGAGCAGGAGAAGGAGAAAGAACAAGGAGAGACAACCUACAUAACUGAGACGACAGUCAGCGCGGAGGCAACCACCGAGGAGAGCAAAGAGACGACGACAGCCAACGAGGAAACAAGCUCAACGAGCGUCGAGCAGCUGGACAGCGAAAAGCCUGACUCGCCGGACAACUACAACAUGGAAAGCGAGGAGCAAAAGCCCGAAAUGUUGACAAAUGCUUACAACGAACAAAUCCUCGCGGAAGCCAGCGAAACACCCACGACAGACAAGUCCGAUGUGGCACAAACGCAGGUGACGCCAGUCGCUGGAGCAGCUGCAGCAACGAUUGUUUACCAGGAGCAAACAUCAACAGAGCAACAGCAGACGGAGACGAACACGGAAAAGGAGUUGGAGUUGGAGGAGCAGGGGGAGCAGGAGGAGCAGGAGAAAAGCAAGGAAACAGAAACACAAACAGAGGAGGAGCCAAUGCAAAGUGUCGAGGAUAAUGCAACAAAUGCGGCACAGUUGCAGCCACAGUAUGCAGCAGCACAGCCGGAGGCAACAGAGGAGAAGACGGAGACGACGGAGACAACGGCUAGCGAUGAGACGGUGACGGAAAUACCCGGUGAUAUGUCCGUGGUAUCAUCCGAAUCGGACAUGUCGCUCAGUUCGGAGCAGGCUACGGAAAAGCUUGAGCUGAGCACGGUAAAGAGCUUGGAAUUGAACGAGGAGUCAACGGAGGAUAUAUCGGAUGAGUUGAGCGCCACUCUGACCGAAGAGGAUACGACAAGCGCUCAGAACUAUCAGCUGGACGAUGAGGAUCCCUAUGUGAAGCUGGGCGAGACCACGGCCAGUGUGGUGAAGCCACAGAGCAUGGAGAUUGAGCAGGAGGAGGAUAAGGAGAGCACAGUUCAGUCCACGGAGCAGCAGGAGGAGGAGAACUACAAGGUGAGCCUGCCCUUGGUCAGUUAUGGCAACCAGGAAGUUGAGCAGCCAGACGAGGAGGAUGAGGAGGAUCAAGCCAACUAUCAGCUGCCCAGCAGCACAACAACAACGACAACAACAACGACAACAACAAAGAAGCCUACAACAACAACCACCACGACAACAACACCAACAAAGCGUCUGCACACCUUGAAACCUGUGUCCUACUAUGUGCAACCUUCCCUGCUCGCUGGCUACAAUCAGCUGGAACCACAACCACCCAAAGUGUUGCCCUACAACGCCAACAGUCUCUCCCAGCAGCAGCAACAACAACAACAACAACGACCUAUGCAACGUCCUGCUUCGUUGACCAAUUUGAUGGCUGCCUCGACACAGGCAACGCGUCCACCUGUCAAACUGGAGCCAAGUCCACAAAGCUCGCAGGGAUUGGAGGCAUCCACAGUGCGACUGGAUGAGGAUGUUGUUGCCUUCGCUCGCCUAUGCAAUGAGCUGGCAUUCAGCUACUGGAAGGCCAUCACCUCGGAGAAGAUUAGCUCGGCCAGAAGUCUGGUCAUCUCACCCUUUGCCUUGACUUCCAUGUUGUCGAUGGUUUUCCUCGGUGCACGCGGCAGCACGUCGGGAGAAAUGAACGAGAUACUCAAGCUGGACGAUAUGGUCACCUUUAAUCCACAUUUAAUCUUCAGGAACAUCACGAACUCGGUGGAACAGUCGUUGGAGGGAGACAUUGCCACGGCGGCAUUUGUGCGCGAGAUCUUCAGUGAUCGGUCGAAUGGCAAGAUCUUGCCCUUCUUCAAGGAGAAGACACAGCAGCUGUAUGCCGGACAUGUGGAGGAGGUGAACUUCCAUGUGGUGAACGAUAUUGUGCGAAGACGCACCAAUCUCUUGGUCAAGCGACACACCAUGGGCAAAGUGCUGGAAUAUCUGCGCACGAAUAGCGUUUGGGUUAAUGGUCCGCUGGCUACAGUGUCGGCCAAUCUCUUCCAGACAGACUGCUCCCGCGGCUCGACAACGGAUCGCGAUGGUGAAAUGUUCUUCCAGGUGCAUCCCACGGUGCGUCAGCGUCGUCUGGUGCCAAUUCCCGCGGUGCUCUAUCGCUCCGGCUUCUCGGCCGGCUAUGAGCCCAAGCUGGAUGCCACAAUUGUGGCAUUUGGACGCAUACAGGACACGGUGAGCACCAUUUAUGUGAUGCCAGGACAUCAGAGUUCGGUGGCGCCCACAGACAAUCUGGAUAGACUGGAAAGGAAUCUGGUGGAACAGGCGUUUAGCAAGGAGAAUGCCUGGAGCAGUCUGCUCACCUCGCUGAUGGAUCGUCCGGGCAUGGAGGUGCAACUGCCGCGUUUCUCGCACCGCUCGUUUGUCAAUGCCUCGCUGGGUCUGCAGAAGAUGGGACUGAAGGGUCUGUUCAGGUCGGACUUUGCCGACUUGCGCGGCUUGACAGGUGCCGGCAAUCGCGACAUCUUCCUGUCGGACAUGACACAGAUCAAUACGUUCAGCACCUGUGGCGAGGAGAAGAUCUCCGAUCACCAUCAUGUGGAAAUGUAUCCGGCACCGCCGCUGCGUAAGCGCAACAAGGAUGUGGAUGCCACCGAUGACGAUGCCUAUGAUUCAUCCGAGGCGGUUGUGGAUUUUGGUUCAUUGGUGCAGGAGUCGACAUUGGGUCGCGGCUUCUACGAUGAUCUGCUGGAUCCCAAGUAUCUGGAGCUGCCAUUGCCGCUGCGUCCGCGUCAGGCACGAGUUCCGGAUGCGCCUCGGCUGCGUUUCGACAAACCCUUCCUCUACUUUGUGCGCCACAAUCCGACGGGCAUGAUACUCUUCAUGGGUCGCUUCAAUCCCCGCCUGCUGCCAUGAAAACGUAUCCCCGUGUCUUUACCCAACUUUAAGUAAGCCAAACAUUUCAACAAUUUGUUAAAAAAAACUUCAAUGAAUAGUGAAUUUAUUUUGCCAGUCUGCAAAAUGCCUGCAAUUAA
Messenger RNA from Drosophila innubila, 6598 nucleotides. Its product is annotated as mucin-5AC. Gene Ontology annotation, molecular function: serine-type endopeptidase inhibitor activity. NCBI's taxonomy places the organism in Eukaryota, Metazoa, Arthropoda, Insecta, Diptera, Drosophilidae. The transcript has 4 exons. The record is from RefSeq and is a predicted model, not a curated record. The coding region runs from base 12 to 6479 and encodes 2155 amino acids.